Molecule: messenger RNA, 603 nt
Organism: Homarus americanus (American lobster)
Lineage: Eukaryota; Metazoa; Arthropoda; Malacostraca; Decapoda; Nephropidae
Product: extensin-like
Exons: 1
Coding region: 1-603 (200 amino acids)
Source: RefSeq, a predicted model, not a curated record
AUGCUGCCCCGGAGACAACACUGCGGACAACACUGCACAGAAUCACCCCAGAUAACCCCCCCAGAGUACCAACUCCUGCCCCAGAGUACAUACUCCCGCCCCCAGAGCACCAACCCUGCCCCCAGAGCACAACCCUGCCCCCAGAGCAUAUACCCUGCCCCCCAGAGAGUACACAUACCCCUGCCCCCAGAGUACUCAACCCCUGCCCCCAGAGUACAUACCCUGCCCCCAGAGUACAUACCCCGCCCCCAGAGUACAUACCCCUGCCCCCAGAGCAUAUACCCCUGCCCCCAGAGGCAUGUAAUCCCGCCCCAGAGUACAUACCCCGCCCCCAGAGUAGACACCCCUGCCUCAGAGCACUCCCGCCCCCAGGAGCAUAUACCCCUGCCCCUAGAGUACUCAACUCCUGCCCCCAGAGUACCAACCUGCCCCCAGAGUACUCAACCCUGCCCCCCAGAGAGUACCAACCUCUGCCCCCCAGCAUAUACCCCUGCCCCCAGAGUACCAACCCUGCCCCCAGAGUACCAACCCCGCCCCAGAGUACAUAACUCACCCCCCAGAGAGCAUCACGAAAGUACUAAGGACUUAACAUCACUUGAUUGA